GAGAUGCCGCGGGCGCUGGACACGCGUUGCUUGCAAGUGGGACUCACCGCGAACGUUGGCGUUGCGACCGGGCGCGUCGCAGAAAUUCUAGGCGAGCUUUGUAGUGCAAGUGCAGCCGAGGGUAUUGCACAGUGUUGUGGCAGUUGACCAGAGAGUGAAAGUGAAUUUGUGCUACAUAGAACGUGGAACGAUGGCGGUUCUAGGGAAUAGUGCUUCGAUCCUGUUUGUGGUGUUUAUUUGCGGUGUUAAUUCGAUCUAUGUUCCAUCGCUGUUUGAUUUCAUCAACUACGUGCAGAUGACAAAUGAUACGGAAUUGAACGAUACCACACUCCUCCUAAACUGGGACAGCCGAGCCACCAUAAACUAUUUGCCAGGAGCUAAUGAGUCGGUUUCCCCGAUCGUCUGUGUUCACACAACUUCGAUGGAUGAUCUGCCACCUGAUGUUUUUACGAAAAACGAACGGCUCAGAGGAGCAGUAAUACUACACUUCCUGGCUGCCAUUUACUUCUUUACGAUAUUGGCGUACGUAUGCAGCGAAUACUUUUUACCAUCGGUAGAAUACAUCUGCGAAGAUCUACAUCUGUCCGAGGAUGUAGCAGCUGCAACCUUCAUGGCAACGGCCACCUCAAUGCCAGAAUUUUUCACAAAUACAAUCAGUACCUUGUUAGUGGAUUCAGAUAUGGGGCUGGGCACGAUUAUGGGAUCCAUGCUAUUCAACACUCUGGGUGUUGCCGCGUUGGUUGCUUUACUGACAAAGUCGCACGUCCAACUUGAUUGGUGGCCAUUGACCCGGGACUCGAUUAUCGUCAUCAUUAGUACCAGCUCACUGAUGUCAUGCCUUUGGGAUGAACGCGUCUACUGGUACGAAUCGGUAGUAUUCGUCGUUCUCUAUGUACUGUACUUCGUAGUGAUGUUCCAAAAUGAUCGAAUGAAGCGAAUGGCAGUUUCCUUGAUCGAAGACCGCUGGAAUCUGUGUCGGAGGCUGGAGAAGAAAUCCUCAGAUGAAUUGAAAUCUGAGCAUAAAAACCAUCGGAAGUAUUCGAUAGCUGUCUUGGGGGAGGCCACUAACACUAGCAUCAAUAUUCCAACCAGUGAUAAGCAAUCUCCUCGUGAUUCGUACGACUCGACUACUGAUUCAGCUGAAUCGGGUGCUAGCAAAAUGCGACUGCUGAAAAUAUCAAAUGGCUCGUGGAUGGGCAUUGUUUGGUGGUUCUACACAUGGCCCUUCCGGGCGAUCAUCAAAGUAACAAUACCAGAUCCGCGUAAUCAUAGGAAGCUCUAUCCGUUGACAUUCAUCAUGUGUAUCGCAUGGAUCGGCGGGACAGCUUACAUGGUAUUUUGGAUGAUGUCAAUCAUCGGCAGUACGUUCGAUGUCCCGGAAACGGUCAUGGGGCUAACCUUCCUGGCGUUCGGUGGUUGCAUGCCGGAAGCAGUCUCGGCCAUCACGGUAAUUAGAAAAGGAAAUGGUGCCAUGGGCGUAUCGAACUCACUGGGAGCAAACACGCUUGCAAUUCUGUUCUCAUUGGGACUGCCGUGGUUCAUCCGAAACAUGAUGGAAGGAGGAGCUUCUACAGGAGCUUACAUUGAAAUAAAUUCCUAUGGAAUGCAAUAUUCUGUGAUGGCUCUGUUUCUUGCGAUAGGUAUUCUAUAUCUGGUGCUGUAUAUUGCAAAGUUUACCUUACGUAAGUUAGUAGGAUUAGCUUUGUCGAUAGCGUACUUAAUAAUAGUUACUUUUAUGAUUCUAGUCGAAUUAGAUGUAUUUUUUCCGUCGAAAAAUAUUUGUUAAAUAUAUUAAUUUAUUAUUACAUAAAA
Molecule: messenger RNA, 1812 nt
Organism: Armigeres subalbatus
Lineage: Eukaryota; Metazoa; Arthropoda; Insecta; Diptera; Culicidae
Product: sodium/potassium/calcium exchanger 4-like
Exons: 6
Coding region: 191-1786 (531 amino acids)
Biological process (GO): intracellular calcium ion homeostasis; calcium ion transmembrane transport
Cellular component (GO): plasma membrane
Molecular function (GO): calcium channel activity; calcium, potassium:sodium antiporter activity
Source: RefSeq, a predicted model, not a curated record